Messenger RNA from Adineta steineri, 1097 nucleotides. NCBI's taxonomy places the organism in Eukaryota, Metazoa, Rotifera, Eurotatoria, Adinetida, Adinetidae. The record is from the annotation of a GenBank genome assembly.
UACUUUAUUCACCAAAUUUAAAAUAUUCUCAAAUAGAAUUUUCAUCAGAAAAUCUUCUUUAUCUUCAAACAAAUUUCUCCAAUUUAUUCAUACAACAAGUUAUGCUCUUAAAUCGAUUAUUAUCAACAACAAUUAAUAGUCCUAGUUGGCUUAAAAAACGUUGUGGAGAUAUUUUAACAUCAAUAUUAAUUCACCCAAAUAAUCAUGGUAUACGUCAAAUAUUUCAAACAAUUUUCGAUUCAACAACACCGAAUGAUCGUCUAUAUACCUCAAUGUCACAAAUACUUUCAACAUGUCCGAAAGACAUUCAACCUGAAGAAUAUAUUCAACGUAUUAAAUUUCAAUUAAUUGAACUUAUUCAUGAUAAACGUUAUAUGCCUAUAAUAUGUAUAUCAAUAAAUCAAUUAUUUACAAAAUAUCCAAAAUUAAUUGAAAAGGAAAUUUUCUCCAAUUUAUUUCAACCUUUAAUCUCAUGUCAAAAUCCUUUAACUGAACAAAUAUGUACAGAAGAACAAUUGAAUUUAUUUAUAGAUGAUUUAUAUAAUUUAAUAAGUAUAAAUUCAUAUGAACAAAUACGAAUUUAUUUAUAUGAAAAUUAUUUAAAAGAAUUUAUUAAUAUUUAUCUUGCAUUAGAACAAUCAUUAUCAGUAUUAAAAAUAAAGUUUUUUAAUAUUUUAAUAAUUCUAUUCUCAUCGAUUGAUUUGGAAAUAUGUAUUGAUUAUUUUGAAAAAAUUUUAUUUCAUGUGAAUUUUUUUUCAUUAAAAUUUCUUCCAAAUGAUUCAUCAAAUUUUAAUUUAAUUCUUGAAAAAACUUCGGAAUAUUCAUUAGAAAUAUUUUGUCAAUUAAUAAUUAAAUUAUUAUUUUCUAUUGAAAAUAACGAAAGAUUAAUUGUGAAAUUCUUUCUUCAUUUAUUACAAUUAUUAGUAACAGAUAAAAAUUUAAAUCAAUCAUUUAUUUGGACAGAAAAUGAAAAACAAACAAAUAUAAAACAAUUAAAAAUUAUGGAAAUUUUAAAAUAUAUUAUGGAAUAUUUAACAGAACAUAUCGAUAUAUUUAUUAAAAAUGUUGAUGAUACAAUUAAAGUUAUUCAGGUAUAA